UGAAAUAAAAAGAAGAACCUAAUCCACUGUCGGAAAAACAAAGAAAUUCAGAGGUCCGAAAUAGGCUACGUUUCGAAGCCUUUUCCUCCUACUUUAUCCAUUUCUCUGUAAAUAUCAAACCCCGCCAUGGUUGUGAGGAAACAGCACCUGCGUUUCCUCUUCACCAUGAUCACGCUGCAACCUUCUUCUGCUACCAACUCACCACUCUAAUGUACUAUGCUGUUCUUCCCGUUCCUAUGGAGUUCGCAAAGACUAUGUUCUGUUCGUCUCCGCCGUUUCCUCCAAGAACUCACCCUUGGAACACUCACUCCCCGUCUUCUUCUACUUCCGUUUUGAUGCUUCGCGAACAAGGUUCCUCUACAGUUGCCUCUUGGUCUUCUAAUUUUUCAGCACAGAAUUUCCCUGCCUCAGUUCUUUUACAAGAGCAGCGAGAUGAAUAUAGGCCUCUUCUUCACAUGUCUAAGGAAGACAAAACAUCUCAGGCAAUUUUAAAUACAAGGCAGAUGGAUAUGGACACGGUUCAUGAAGAGAAUGACAUUGGAAAUGCUGAUCAGGUAGUGCUGGACUUUAGGAAGCACCUGCAUCUCUGGCCUCGUUUACGGAACUUAUUAACUUCCUCCCAAACAGGAGAAAUUGCUGCUUCUUCAACUUUACAGCAUGUUUCUGUUGACUCGGAGAGGCGCACAGAUAGUGUGCAAUGUAAUGGAGUUUCUUCUGCUAAGAAAGCUUUGUCUACUGCAAAACAAGCAUCCUCAGUUGAAGGCCUGAAAUCAACUAAAGCUGAUGAUAAUUCCAUUCCUUUUGGUCUGGCUUCUACUAGUUUGGCGGAGCCUUCAAUUGGAAGAAAUAAAACUGUGAGGUCAACACGGCUUUUAGAGAGACGAGCAAAACAAAGAAAAGUACCUAAGUCCGUAGUUAAAGAUGAUGAAACCCACCUUACAAGAAAGGAUGUUUCUCAAGAAAGGGUACGCAAAGAAAAGAACAUAAAUGAAGAAUUUGAUCAAAAUGAUACCUUACGCAUGUUCUUGAGGGGUCCUGAAACAAAACAACUUUUGACACUUGAACAAGAAUCUGAACUGAUUUCUCAGAUACAGGACUUAUUGAAAUUGGAAGAAUUGAAGAGCAGACUCCAAUCUCAAUUUGGUAGGGAACCAACUAUGGCUGAAUGGGCUGAGGGUGCGGGACUUAACUCUCGAAAGCUCCACGCACAGCUUCAUCAUGGAAACAAAAGCAGAGAAAAGUUGAUUCAAGCAAAUUUACGCAUGGUAGUCCAUGUUGCCAAAAGUUAUCAGGGACGUGGUCUCAGCCUUCAGGACUUAUUACAGGAGGGUAGUAUGGGCCUUAUGAAGAGUGUUGAAAAAUUCAAUCCCCUAGCCGGUUCCCGAUUUGGUAAUUAUGCAUUCUGGUGGAUAAGGCAAGCAAUAAGGAAAGCGGUGUUUAGACAUUCCAGGACAAUCCGUCUGCCGGAGAAGGUAUAUAUCCAAUUGGGCAAGGUAAUGGAAGCAAAGAAAUUGUACAUUCAGGAAGGAAAUCUUCACCCAACUAAAGAAGAAUUAGCAAGAAGGGUAGGAAUUACAGUAGAAAAGGUUGACAAAUUACUAUAUUCUGCAAGAACUCCAAUUUCUAUGCAGAAAACUGUGUGGGCUGACCAAGAUACAACUUUCCAGGAGAUUACUGCAGAUCCCACAGUUGAGGCCACAGACUUGAGUGUUGAAAAACAGCUUAUGAGGCGACAUGUGCUCAAUGUCCUAACUAUCUUGCGCCCCAAAGAAAGGAAAAUAAUCCGACUAAGAUAUGGUUUUGAAGAUGGUGAACAGAAAUCUUUAUCAGAAAUUGGAGACAUAUUUGGUUUGUCUAAGGAAAGGGUUCGUCAAUUGGAGAUCCGAGCAUUAUAUAAGCUUAAGAAGUGCCUUGUCAAACAAGGACUUGAUGCUUAUGUAGACUUGCUUUUAUAAAUAGACACCAAGGUUAUGUGGUUUCAUUUCACACGGCGCAGACUUUUUUCUUGCAACGAGUUAAACAGAUUUAUCAGGAUCCAACUUUUGAAGGUAAAUUUGAUGAAUAUUGUAAUUGAGGGCAAAUCAGAGGACUUUGGUAGCAGUCAAUUGGCAGAUGAAAAUUGUAAUGUGUAUUAAGAGGUGAGGCUUAUACAAAUGUGAACAUUCCUGGAGAAAACAUUGAAAUAGUAUUAUUCCAGUAAAGAAAGUUUUUCUUUUUGUUAAAUAAAUUAGAUUUUAUCAUGUA
This is a messenger RNA of Vigna unguiculata (cowpea), 2244 nucleotides long. RefSeq names its product RNA polymerase sigma factor sigF, chloroplastic-like. Gene Ontology annotation, biological process: regulation of DNA-templated transcription; DNA-templated transcription initiation. Gene Ontology annotation, molecular function: DNA-binding transcription factor activity. The record is from RefSeq and is a predicted model, not a curated record. NCBI's taxonomy places the organism in Eukaryota, Viridiplantae, Streptophyta, Magnoliopsida, Fabales, Fabaceae.